Eriocheir sinensis (Chinese mitten crab) is the source of this 2394-nucleotide messenger RNA. RefSeq lists its product as uncharacterized. The coding region runs from base 1054 to 2394 and encodes 446 amino acids. Lineage: Eukaryota; Metazoa; Arthropoda; Malacostraca; Decapoda; Varunidae. The record is from RefSeq and is a predicted model, not a curated record. The transcript has 4 exons.
GCCACUUUUUCGUGCUCUGAAGGGACGCCCGCCACAGACACGCCGGCCAGUGAGUGCAUCGGUAAACCACGCGUCUUGGAUAAUGAAUUCAGUGCCUGCGUGUGUUGUUUCACGCGAGAAAAGUCUGUUGUGUCAUUCAGCGGGGGUGCGGUGUGUAGUGGUGUGACCCAAGGUGAUGGUGUGACCCCCUUUAGUGUAGUGGUGUGACCCUGUGGCGACGGUGAUGUGGUGUGACGCUAAGGUGACUCACUCGUAACAAGGUAGUGUGGUGUGAGUCAGUGCGUUUGUGUCAAAGUAAAAAAAACAGGUGGUGUGGCUCUCCGUUUUACGUGCUAGUGUGGUGUGACUCUAAGGUGAUGGUGUGACUCCCUGUGGCGUGGUGUUAACAAUAUGGCGUGGUGUUGACAGUGUGGCGUGGUGUUGACAAUAUGGCGUGGUGUUGACAGUGUGGCGUGGUGUUGACAAUAUGGCGUGGUGUUGACAAUAUGGCGUGGUGUUGACAGUGUGGCGUGGUGUUGACAAUAUGGCGUGGUGUUGACAGUGUGGCGUGGUGUUGACAAUAUGGCGUGGUGUUGACAGUGUGGCGUGGUGUUGACAAUAUGGCGUGGUGUUGACAGUGUGGCGUGGUGUUGACAGUGUGGCGUGGUGUUGACAAUAUGGCGUGGUGUUGACAGUGUGGCGUGGUGUUGACAAUAUGGCGUGGUGUUGACAGUGUGGCGUGGUGUUGACAAUAUGGCGUGGUGUUGACAGUGUGGCGUGGUGUUGACAAUAUGGCGUGGUGUUGACAGUGUGGCGUGGUGUUGACAAUAUGGCGUGGUGUUGACAGUGUGGUGUGGUGUUGACAAUAUGGCGUGGAGUUGACUUAUAUUAGUGUGGCGCGGUGAGGAGGUGUCGUAUUAGUGCCAUGGGGAGGAGCAGAAACGAGGGAGGGGAAGACGAAGAGGAGGUGGGGUUUGCCUGUCACCUCCCUCCCCACCCCGGAUCACCACCCCCGCAUCUACACAUCUAGUGGCUCCACUCCCCUCGUCGUGGCUGCCUGGUGGGGAGCUGAAGAUGGCGGACGAGCAAACCGCUGGCAGGGAGGGGUUGCUCCAUGGAUCUUCCCCCUUGUCGGGUGAGGGACUGCGGGCGGGGCGAGGUUCGGAGAUAGCUCACGUAGCGGUGGUGAGCGAGGAUGGCGUUCGACGGGCACUGCGGCACGACCAGGGGAGCGAAGCCCACCUGAUAUCGUGGUCGCGGCACGACUUCACCAACAAGGGCGAUAACUACGUGGCGGAGGUGACCAGCGUGAGCGUCCAGUACCGGCUGGGCACCCACACCCGCCACGCCUCCUACGUCCUCAAGAUGAGGCGCAGCCACGCCGGCUCCCAUUUUGAUGAUAUGGUUUUUCUGAAGGAGGGCAAGUUCUACACGGUUUUGCUGCCUCUGCUCAACUCCGAACUGACGAGUGCGGGUCAGGAGCCCCUACGUGUGCCCCGCUGCCUCCACGACGUCUGGGAGGACCAUGACUCCCAGUUGUUCUUGGAGGACUUGCGGCUACGGCACUUUAAAAUGUAUGAUCGCAAGAAGCCGCUGAGUAUGGCUCACGCCAGCCUGACGGUGCGGGAGCUGGCCAGACUGCACGCGGCCUCCGUGAUGAUGCUGUCCAGGCAGCCGCGGGAGACGCCACCCCUCAACUUCCUCUCGUGGGAUAUGAGCAACUACUCCCAGGAGACCAACAGUGCCUUCGAGGCACUCAUCUCUGGCAGUCUCCAGACGGCGGGCGAGGUGGCAGGAGCAGCAGGUCGGAAGGACAUGCAGGAAUGGUUCAGCAGUCUGGCUCCUCGCGGGCCUUCACUCCUCACCGCCCUCACUCAUCUCGCCCCACCCUUUGACGUCAUCGGCCACGGGGACUGCUGGGUCAACAACUUGCUAUUCAGGGAGGAUAGCGAAGGCAAGCCCGUGGAGGUGAUGUUGGUAGACUUCCAGCUUUGCCGCCGGUCUUCGCCUGCCCUGGACCUGAACUACCUGUUGUUCAGCAGUCUCACUGCCGCACAGAGAUCCACCAACCUCACGCACCUGCUGGCCACCUACUACUCCUCCUUCCGUGCUGUGCUCACUGCUGCUGUUCCCGCCCUCAUCUGUGACGGCCAGGACGCCCGGGAGUUCGAUUUCAAAGCAAACUCGGGAGACCACGCUGGUGACUACGUCUUGAAAAAGCGUGAGAGAGCCCUCAGGAUGGUCACUUCUAACCCUCUGAUGCGACCCCGCCUUCUCAGCUUGUACGAGGAUGUGAGCCGCCACGCCCCAGAAACCUCCAUGACACUUAGAGGCUCUGAGUAUUUAUCGGGAAAGUCUCUCACUGUUCCUUCGUUUAUGAACAGGAGAAUCAUGCGAGUGCGUGAAUCUGUCUGA